This is a messenger RNA of Talaromyces marneffei, 2172 nucleotides long. RefSeq lists its product as uncharacterized. Gene Ontology annotation, molecular function: clathrin binding. The record is from RefSeq and is a predicted model, not a curated record. Gene Ontology annotation, cellular component: membrane coat. Lineage: Eukaryota; Fungi; Ascomycota; Eurotiomycetes; Eurotiales; Trichocomaceae. The coding region runs from base 1 to 2172 and encodes 723 amino acids. Gene Ontology annotation, biological process: intracellular protein transport; vesicle-mediated transport. The transcript has 6 exons.
AUGAGUUCAGGCGGAGGAGAUGCGAAGCUUUUUGCAAGGGGGAAAGUCGCCGAGUUGCGCCAGGAACUCAACAGCGGAGGAAAGAAGGAUAAGAAUCAUUCGGCAAAGAAGAUCGCCUUGAAAAAGAUUGUCGCCAAUAUGACCAUGAGCAAUAAUGAUAUGGUUGGCUUGUUUCCGGAUAUCAUCGCCUGCAUGACGAUUCCGAGUUUGGAGAUAAAGAAAAUGUGCUUUUUAUACUUGGUCAAUUAUGCGAGGGCGAAACCAGAGAUUGCACUUAAGGCGCUUCCAAUUUUGGUCGAUGAUAUGGACGAUCACAAUCCCCUGGUUCGCGCUCUUGCUCUUAGGACGAUAUCAUAUAUUCACGUUCGGGAGUUCGUGGAGGCGACUGUACAACCAGUGAAACAUUUAAUGGUCGAUGUCGACCCUUACGUGCGAAAGACGGCCGCUUUUUGUGUCGCCAAGUUGUACGAUCAUCACAAGAAAAUGGUGGAAAGCUCAGAUCUUAUUGAUCGGCUAAAUAAAAUGUUGAAAGACGAAAAUCCUACUGUCGUCUCGAGUGUAUUAGCCGCUCUGGUGGAUAUCUGGGAACGCAGUGAAUCAAUCUCAUUGACGAUAGAUUAUGCUAGUGCGUCAAAAGUGGUGUCUGUACUAGCAGAUUGUUCAGAAUGGGGUCAAACAUAUAUUCUAGAGUCUCUUAUGGCAUAUGUGCCAAGAGAUUCCGGGGAAGCUCUCCUUUUAGCUGAACGUAUCUCGCCCCGACUAUCACAUUCCAACUCUGCAGUGGUUCUGACCUCGAUCCGGGUCAUUCUCUACCUCAUGAAUUAUAUCAGUGACGAGAAACAAGUCACUGCUCUAUCGAAGAAAUUGUCGCCGCCUCUAGUCACGUUAUUGUCGAAGCCUCCUGAAGUCCAGUAUCUUGCUCUACGAAACGCCAUACUUAUUCUGCAGAAACGCCCCGAGGUUCUUCGGAAUGACAUUCGUGUCUUUUUCUGCAAAUAUAACGACCCCAUUUAUGUCAAAGUCACGAAACUGGAGUUGAUUUUCAUGCUUGCAUCGAAGGAGAAUAUCGGUGUUGUCUUAGCCGAAUUACGAGAAUAUGCAUCCGAGAUUGAUGUGCACUUUGUGCGCAAGGCUGUUCGAGCCAUUGGCAAGUUGGCUAUCAAGAUUGAGUCUGCUGCACGACAGUGCAUUGACACACUGUUGGAACUUGUGCAUGCCAAGGUUCCUUAUAUCGUCCAAGAAGCCACCGUCGUGAUUCGCAAUAUAUUCCGCAAAUACCCCAACCAAUACGAAGGCAUCAUCGGAGCAGUCAUUCAGAACAUCGACGAACUCGAUGAACCGGAGGCCAAAGCAGCUAUAAUCUGGAUCAUUGGCCAGUAUGCGGAUCGUAUCGAAAAUUCGGACGGUUUACUCCAGGAUUAUUUAGCAACAUUCCACGACGAGCCCAUCGAAGUGCAACUCGCCUUACUCACGGCUACGGUAAAAUUAUUCAUCCAACGUCCCACAAAAGGCCAACAAUUGGUCCCGGAAGUUCUGAAAUGGUGCACCGAGGACACCGACGACCCAGACCUCCGCGACCGAGGAUACAUGUACUGGCGCCUCCUAUCCACCGAUCCAGCCGCAGCCAGGGAGGUUGUAAUGGGCGAAAAGCCCCCUAUUACAGCCGAAAGCGAGAAACUAGAGCCCAACACCCUGGAAGAACUAUGUUUGAACGUGGGCACAUUAGCGACUGUCUACCUCAAACCAGUCCAACAAGUGUUUAGGUCAGCACGACCAAAACGACUUGGCGAUAGCCCAGCACUCGUCAAACGACCGGGUAUGGCCGAGUUGCCAAAGGGAGGAUCAUUCCCAUAUGACGCUUCAUCCGCUGGCUUGACAUCCGUCGUCCCCCCUCCAUCCAUUGCUGCUGCUGCUCCUCCUCCACAAAACGGAAACGCAGGCGACCUCUCCGCCGCCGUCAACGCGGCAGACGCUUACUUCAAUAACGUCGCAUCUCAGCAAAUGGCAAACCUCGACCUGGGUGGACGAGAAGAUAAUGGGUUAGGCGGAUUGGGUGGAACAAGUCAGUUGUCGCAGUAUGUGGUAAAUCAGAAUCAGCAGCAGAUUUACCAGCAGCAGAUUUACCAGCAGCAGAUGGCGGGUGGUGCUGGAGGGGACUUGCUUUUGUUGUAA